AAAAGCAAGAUCCCAAAGCUCAAUACCAAAUGAUCGACUUUCAAAUCGCGUAUGCCUGUAAUGAACUCUCUUACGUCUAUCGCAAAGCACCCCGCAAUUUUACUUGUUCAAUCAGGCAUCACUCUCAAAGAGCUCAAGCAGAUCCACACUCAGUUAAUACUAACCGGCAUUCUCAACAAGCCUCACUUUCAUGGUCAAUUCGUAGCCGCCAUCGCCUUGGAGAAUCCCACCAAUCUCGAUUACUCCAUUAAGCUGCUGCACCAUUAUCAUAACCCCAGUAUAUUCUCCUUCAACUCUCUGAUAAGAGCCUACUCCAAGAGUACCAGUCCUCACAAAAGUUUUUACUUCUAUAAUCAAAUUCUCCGCUCCCGAAACAAUAUCUCGCCUGAUAAUUACACUUUCAAUUUCUUGGUUCGCUCAUCUGCCCAGCUUUUGGUGCGGGAAGUGGGUUUGUCGGUUCAUGGUGCGGUUAUAAAGUAUGGGUUUGAGAAUGACCCCCAUGUACAGAGUGGGUUGAUAUUUUUGUAUGCUGAAUUGGGUUGUUUAAAUUCGUGUCGAGGGGUUUUUGAGGCGAUUGCUCAGCCAGAUUUGGUUUCUAAGACAGCUAUGGUAAAGGCCUGUGCUGAAUGUGGCGAUAUUGACUUUGCAAGACAGUUGUUUGAUGAAAUGCCUGAAAGAGAUACUGUAGCAUGGAAUGCUAUGAUUGCAGGGUAUGCUCAGUGUGGGAGGUCAAGUGAGGCAUUGGAUUUGUUUAAUUUGAUGCAAAUAAAGGGUGUGAAAGUUGAUGAAGUGUCCAUGGUUUCGAUUCUAUCUGCAUGUACUCACUUGGGAGCAUUAGAUCAAGGAAGAUGGGCUCAUGCGUAUAUAGAGAAAAACAAGCUCAAGAUGACGGUGACACUAGGAACUGCAGUUAUUGACAUGUAUGCAAAAUGUGGAAAUAUUAACAAGGCCAUGGAAAUCUUUUGGGAUAUGAAGGAAAAGAACAUUUACACUUGGAGUAGUGCCAUUGGUGGGUUAGCCGUGAAUGGGUUUGGCAAGGAGUGUCUUGAUCUAUUUUCUCUUAUGAAACAGUAUGGUAUACAGCCAAAUGAAGUCUCCUUUAUUUCAGUCUUAAGAGGGUGUAAUGUGAUUGGUCUGGUUGAAGAAGGUCAGAAGCAUUUUGAGUCAAUGAAAAAUCUGUAUAGAAUUGACCCUAAACUUGAGCAUUAUGGCUUAAUGGUUGAUCUAUAUGGUCGAGCAGGGCGUUUAGAAGAAGCCAUGAACUUCAUAAAUAAGAUGCCUAUGGAACCUCAUGCUGGUGCAUGGAUAGCAUUACUUAAUGCUUGUAGAAUGUACAAUAACAGAGGACUGGGUGAUUUUGCCUUGAGAAAGGUGGUGGAGCUGGAGUCCAAGAAUGAUGGUGCUUAUGUUCUUUUAUCUAACAUAUAUGCUGAUGAUAAGAACUGGGAAAGGGUUAGCAGUUUGAGGCAGAUGAUGAAAGCAGAUGGUGUGAAUAAAGUCCCUGGAUGUAGUGUAAUAGAGGUUUAUGGUGAAGUCCACGAGUUUAUUGCUGGAGACAAGUCUCACCCAAGAUAUGAUGAGAUAGAGACAAUGCUGACAGAGUUCUCUAGUUUUCUAAGAUUAUCAGGGUAUGUUCUUAACACUAAUGCUGACUUUUGAUAUAGAAGAGGAGAAAGAGAUUGCUUCGUACUAUAGAAUGGAAACCUAGUGAGAAGCUAGCCGUUGACUUCGGGUUAACUGGUUUUAAUGGUGUGCUCCAAGCGGGGUUGUGAAGAACCUAAGGAUUUAUUUAAGUU
This is a messenger RNA of Neltuma alba, 1796 nucleotides long. RefSeq names its product putative pentatricopeptide repeat-containing protein At5g40405. The transcript has a single exon. Lineage: Eukaryota; Viridiplantae; Streptophyta; Magnoliopsida; Fabales; Fabaceae. Gene Ontology annotation, molecular function: RNA binding; protein binding. Bases 52 to 1659 code for a protein of 535 amino acids. The record is from RefSeq and is a predicted model, not a curated record. Gene Ontology annotation, biological process: RNA modification.